GGAACACUACUGGAGAAAGUCGCUUCAGCUGGGACAGCCUGGACUAUUGGAAAGAGACGGACGGAAUCUUUAGUGCUUUCUUUUUUUUGUCCUGAAGCCAGUCGUUCGAUGAGGCUCGUUGGAUCUCGGUCCCAAGACAUGGAAGAGCAUCUCUCCCCAUCCGCGCGCUCGGCUCGCAGUCCCGGGUCCCAAACGAGGAUCCACAGCAUUGAAUCCAUAUUAGGAUUUAAAGGAGAGAACCUCUUCCACCCGGCGUUUUCUUACGGAUCUGGGAAGACGGUCAAAGACGCCGAGCAUUUGUCUUCCCCCAAAAAGGAUUCCAGUAACUCCAAAAACUUUGAUGGUGUCUGCAGGUCCGCCGUCAUGGUCAGUCCGGAUCUGCCGGACGAUGCCGGCAAGUUGUCGGACGAUGAAAAUCCCAAGAAAAAGCACCGGCGAAACCGGACCACGUUCACCACCUUCCAGCUGCACGAGCUCGAGAGAGCGUUUGAGAAGUCGCACUAUCCUGACGUGUACAGCAGAGAGGAGCUGGCGCUCAAGGUCAACCUGCCGGAGGUCCGCGUGCAGGUUUGGUUCCAAAACCGGCGUGCGAAGUGGCGGCGUCAGGAGAAGCUGGAGGUGAGCUCCAUCAAGCUGCAGGAGUCCUCCCUGCUUUCCAUCCCCAGAUCGGGGCCGCUGUCCCUGCCGUUAGAGCCCUGGCUUACCGGACCCAUCACCUCCUCCGGCUCUCCCCUGCAGUCUCUGCCCAGCUUCAUCACCCCUCAGCAGGGAGUACCGGCCAGCUACACCCCUCCGCAGUUCCUCAGCUCAUCCGCGCUCAACCACCCCCUGCCCCACAUAGGAGCGGUGUGCCCCCCUCCGCCUGUGUAUCAGUGCUCGGGCUUUAUGGAUAAAUUUACACUAGAAGAAGCAGACCCGCGAAACACGAGCAUCGCCUCGCUAAGAAUGAAAGCGAAGGAACACAUCCAGUCUAUAGGGAAGACGUGGUAGGCCCAGGAGGACUCGUUUACCUUUCUAAAUCAGACUCUGUUUGAAGAAAAGCGGUCCAGAAAACUCCAAGAGUUGUUCGCUGCGGGUGACAGGCUUUGUGAAACAAAUUCACUGUAUAUUACUAUCUUUUUCGUCCGUUCAAUAAAGUAUCCUCGCUAAUUCAAACACUCCACCAGACCUAAUACAACGCUUUUACGGCAAAAAAACAUUUAAAUCAUUUAAAAAGCGAAAUAAAAAGUUUUUGUGUACGUGUGUGUACUGUU
Molecule: messenger RNA, 1253 nt
Organism: Puntigrus tetrazona (Sumatra barb)
Lineage: Eukaryota; Metazoa; Chordata; Actinopteri; Cypriniformes; Cyprinidae
Gene: rax
Product: retinal homeobox gene 3
Exons: 3
Coding region: 109-990 (293 amino acids)
Biological process (GO): positive regulation of transcription by RNA polymerase II
Molecular function (GO): DNA-binding transcription factor activity, RNA polymerase II-specific; RNA polymerase II cis-regulatory region sequence-specific DNA binding
Source: RefSeq, a predicted model, not a curated record